CAGCUUUUCUCGAAACAUGGAAGUCUUUUAUUGACUCGAACUACCAAAAGUCCAACUGAAUGUUGCUUGAAGUGUAUACAAAACAAGGAAUGUUUGUCUGUGAAUAUAGUCACCGAGGAGCCGCGGAGACUUCGUUGUGAGCUGCUUAAAUGGACAGGAAAAGGCUUUGAAAAAUAUCUCAAGUCGAAAAUCAAUUCCAAGUUUAUGCAGAUAAAGAAUCCUUGCGAAGAAAAUCCUUGCCGUAACAAUGGUCAAUGCAUUUUUGAUAACGAUGAACAGGACUACCGUUGCAUGUGCAAAAUGGGGUUCGCUGGAAGGCAAUGCCAAUUUUUUACAGAUGAGAAUGUCGACAAGAGCAUGGCGAAUUUCCUGGAAAACUCUACCAUACUGUCUAAAUACGGCAACCAGAGCUACGUAAAGGCACUKACCGGCUUCAUGGCCACUACGUUUAACAAGACAAGUCCCGGGGAUUGGGUGAGAUGUUGGCACGCUAGUCAAGAUGGAUGGGACACUCGACUUUCAUUUCAUCCUCAGUGUGACGGAAAGAAAGCUACAGUGACGAUAGUYCGUGUUGGUCAGUACGUGUUUGGUGGCUUUACGGAUAAAUCUUGGCAUAGUGCCGUUCUCUAUACCAAGUCAUCAAGAUCCUUCCUAUUCUCACUGUACAACAUCAAUGGAUUUCAACCCAUUCAGUUGAACUUAACAAAACUAAACCAUGAAAUGUAUGCUAUUUACGGUAAUAAAGCAUAUGGUCCAGCAUUUGGAUGGAGUUACCAAGAUCURCGUAUUGUUAAUCUUGCGAUCAAUUACGUUACUUCGCUUACAAUAGUAAGGAGCUACGAUCCCCCGCCUGGCUGUAGUAUUGGUUCAUCUUGUUCUUAUUUUGCUGGCCRAAGCAGGUUUACGCCAAACGAUGUGGAAGUGUUUUAUUACACUGGUCAGAUAACCAAAGGACUCCAGAAUUCCACCAUCCUCACUGAUUACGGCAACGACAGCUACGUGAAGACACUGGAUCGUUUUAUAAAUACUGCAUUACAGCAAUCGAAUCCAAGCAAAUGGGUGAGAUGUUGGCACGCCGUUGAAGAUGGAUGGGACACUCGACUCACAUUUCAUCCUCAGUGUGACGGAAAGAAAGCCACAGUGACGAUAGUCCGUGUUGGUCAGUACGUGUUUGGUGGAUUCACCGAUAAAUCCUGGUUUAGUGGCGUCGCGAAAUAUACCGAGUCCUCGAAGUCCUUUCUAUUUUCCCUGUACAACACCAAAGGCUAUCAACCCAUUCAGCUGAACCUAACAAAACURAACCAUCAAAAGUAUGCUAUUUACGGCAAUAAAGUUUAUGGUCCAGCAUUUGGAUGGAGUUACCAAGAUCUGCGUAUUACUAAUCUUGCCAUUAAUAACGCCAAUUCGCUUACAAUAGUAAGGAGCUACGAGCCCCCGCCUGGCUGUAGAAUCGGUUAUAGUUGUUCUUAUUUUGCUGGUCAAAGCAGGUUCACGCCAAACGAUGUGGAAGUGUUUUAUUACAACAAUGAAACUCGAGGAUUGGAGAAUUCUGCAAUCCUUGUCAAUUAUGGAAAUGAUUCGUAUAUCAAGACUUUGAUAGGCUUCUUAGACAAAAMAUUACAGCUUUCAAGCGGAUGGGUGAGAUGUUGGCACGCCGCUCAAGAUGGAUGGGACACUCGCCUCACAUUCCAUCCUCAGUGUGACGGAAAGAAAGCCAGCGUGACRAUAGUUCGUGUUGGUCAGUACCUGUUUGGUGGAUUUACAGAUAAAUCUUGGCAUAGUGCCGCUGCAUAUACCAAGUCAUCAAGAUCAUUUCUCUUUUCCCUAUACAACAUCAACGGAUAUCAACCCAUCCGAAUGAACCUGACAAGAGCAAACCACGAGAAUUACGCUACUUAUGGCAAUGCAGCUUUUGGACCAACAUUUGGUUACAGUCUGUAUGAUCUGUAUAUUUCUAAUCUGGCAAAGGACAAUUCAAAUUCGCGUACGGUAGUAAAUAGCUAUSAACCCCCACCUGGUUGUAGAAUUGGUUCAUAUUGUUCUUAUUUUGCUGGUCAAAUCAAGUUCACGCCGAGCGACAUCGAGGUUUUUUACUACGAUGAAAAUGACACAAAUUAAUUUGACGCAGUUUUUCUGGCGACUUUAUAGCGUCAUGUGUUUUGUCUACACAGUGGAUGAUCUGAGGGAGKGAAGGGCCAAAGGGUUUCCUCUCUUGAUUAAAAGAAUUYGAUGGUAAAUGAACAUCAUUCUAAGUUCAUAUUCAGAGUCAAUAUUUAAAGUCAUUUUUUCUUUAUUUACUGUAGUAUCGCGCAAACGCGCAUAGAGUGCAAGUCACAUA
Exaiptasia diaphana is the source of this 2338-nucleotide messenger RNA. RefSeq lists its product as uncharacterized. The transcript has 9 exons. The record is from RefSeq and is a predicted model, not a curated record. Bases 205 to 2118 code for a protein of 637 amino acids. Lineage: Eukaryota; Metazoa; Cnidaria; Anthozoa; Actiniaria; Aiptasiidae.